This is a messenger RNA of Eublepharis macularius, 1593 nucleotides long. It is a transcript of the gene RBM7, whose product is annotated as RNA binding motif protein 7. NCBI's taxonomy places the organism in Eukaryota, Metazoa, Chordata, Lepidosauria, Squamata, Eublepharidae. Gene Ontology annotation, cellular component: nucleus. The record is from RefSeq and is a predicted model, not a curated record. Gene Ontology annotation, molecular function: single-stranded RNA binding. The coding region runs from base 24 to 851 and encodes 275 amino acids. Gene Ontology annotation, biological process: regulation of alternative mRNA splicing, via spliceosome. The transcript has 5 exons.
UGAGCCGCGGGCGCGCUGGGGCGAUGGGGGCCGCGGCGGCCGAGGCGGACCGGACCCUCUUCGUGGGCAACCUGGACUCGCGCGUCACGGAGGAGCUGCUCUUCGAGCUCUUCCACCAGGCAGGCCCGGUCAUUAAAGUAAAGAUCCCAAAGGACAGGGAUGGGAAACCAAAGUUGUUUGCAUUUGUGAAUUUCAAACACGAAGAGUCUGUUCCGUAUGGCAUGAGUCUGCUUAAUGGGAUCAAACUUUUUGGGAGACCUCUCAAAAUUCAGUUCCGAUCAGGGAGUAGUCAUGCUUCUCAAGAUGGCAGUUCACCUUAUUCGCAGCAUGGGUCUGCUAAUGGAAGCCCCUCUGGUGUGUUGCAGUCCCCGUCCAGUUGUAACAGGUACGAGAGGAACGUGGAUAACGUGCCAGCGGGGUUGCCCAGUGUGCAGAGGUCCUUCUCAUCUCCCGAUAACCUCCAGAGGCAAGCAGUGAUGAACAGUGUUUUGUGGCAGCCGUCGCAGUACAGCGGAAGACACAGCUCUCCACAUUCAGAGCCAUCUGGUUUCGCUUCACCGGGGCACCAGCCGAGUUAUUCGUUUAACCCUUCGUCAGCCUCACAAAUGCAGCGGCGUCCAGAGGUUGUAUCGGCACAGCGCAAGAACCGGGUCAGCUCCCAUCCCUAUCCAGCUGACAGUCGGCAUUACUGCCGGGAGCAGCGGCUUGGGGACUGUGGGUCAGAGCAUUAUUUCCGGGGUGUGCGGGAUGAGUAUUGCCAUGACGACAGGAACUAUGGAGGCUGGAGUCAUGACUAUGAUACUCGAAGGGAGAAUUGCAGAGAUGGAAAAUGGCGCCCUUCCCGUCACUAACCUAGUAUUCAGAGAGGAUUUUAAAUACCUUCCCUUGGGAAAAAUUGGGCUCCUAUUUCCUUUUCAGAAGUAGUUUUUUUAAAGACAGCUUGUAGACAGUAACUUUCAGGAGUUACCUUUUUAAAAUCAAUUUUUAUAAUAUCACCUGCAGUAUGGUCUUGGAGAGCAGUGGCUUUGUUUCAGUUGUAUUAACCUUCCCCUCAGGGUUUAGGCAAAUAAGGUGUGCCACACUUAAAAAGAAGACAAAUGAAAAAAGAGAAAGGAAUCAUUGUAGUUUUAUAUUAUGGGAAAAGAGUUCUGCCUGGUUGAUUACAUUAUAGAACUGAUUUGGGUAUUUUUGUAGCUCUCUAACAGUGUGCGCCUCUGUGGUGGUGCUGGAUAGCAAUCCUGUGACAGCGCCACAGAGCAAAAUGUUCCGUGGUGUGUUGAAAAGUUGGAGACAGUGUUUUGCUGCUGGAAGAAAAGGCUGCUUUUGAAUAUUUAUUGUAUUAAAGAACCAUUCGGCCUGCUCAGAGACGUGAGAGGGACGAAUUUAUUGGAUGACUUGAUCAUCUGCCCUGGAAGAUGUGUUAACUUUUCCACCUGCUUUCUUGGAGUCCUUUGACUUUUAAAUAAAACGAGCCUGCAGUAUCAGACAAGACUUUUUCAACUCUGUAAAUGGUUUUAAAAAUAUCUCAGGAAAAGAUUGGAUCCCUCUCUGUGUACCUUUUCUAUAUUUAAAAUAAAAGAACCUGUUUAUAUG